Molecule: messenger RNA, 996 nt
Organism: Paramacrobiotus metropolitanus
Lineage: Eukaryota; Metazoa; Tardigrada; Eutardigrada; Parachela; Macrobiotidae
Exons: 2
Coding region: 85-861 (258 amino acids)
Source: RefSeq, a predicted model, not a curated record
CUAUGCAUCGUGGGGCUUUCCAAAUUUUUAUUACUUGUAUUUUUUAUUUCCACAAGUAUUGGUUGUCAGUUACGGGUUUUGAAUAUGGCUAAUCAUGAUUUGCGUAUAUGCAGUGCCGACCUAUCCGAUGGACAGCAAAGUGGACCACGGAUUCCUGAGCACUGCACGGUGAAAUGCGUGAUUACGCGUAAUACAUGGAAGUGUGUUAAGGUCGCCCUAUGUUUCGCAACAUUUACGCUCUUGACGACUCUGGUGCGAUUUUUUUUACUUGUUGCGACUGCCGGUUUCAGCGAAGACUUUAUCAUCAAUGAUAUACCGGAACCUUCCCGGAAGAAAGUGUGGAUGGUCUUACAAAUGCCAGCAAUCAUCAUUCAGAUGCAUUAUUUCUUGCACCCCGUCGCCGCAAUGAUCGAAAUAAUACGGAUAUUUGUACACUUGCAAAACUUUCGCCAAAGUUCUGCUGUAUUGCCCAAUAUGUCAACGUAUACAACAGCCACAGCGUAUUGGUGGAAGACGUGUCAAAGGAUGUACGACGAAGUUCGCUCGGGGAAGUAUGUGCCGAUUGUCAAUAUGGGUUACGUCGCUAGUCUUGUUUUCGUCGGAUUUACGACGGAGCUGCUGGACGGUCAACGUUCUAUGGACGCGCAUAAACGAAUCUUCAUACCGAUGGUGAUCAUGGAAAUGAUGAAUUUCGCCGUUGCCUGGUUCUACCAAAAGGAAGUGAAUAACCUGGGGUCGGCUAUCCUCGAAGAGUGGUACCAUCAGAAGACCAAAGUUUUCGUAGCGUGUACGGAUGAUAACAUGACAGACAUGGCGCAACUGCUCUGGUCAACCAAUGCGAAUCCGACCACCCGAAGAUAGAUGUCAAUGCUGUCAAAGCCGUAAACACCCUUGGCCACGGGUCCAUUAUUUAAAAAGGGUCUUGUCUUACGUACAAUGUACAAAUGCCGAAUCACUUAUGGCGUGUGCGGGUGUUUCUUAUCUGUGUCGCGUCAG